GGCCCGCUCCUAGCUCUGGUCCUCUACAGCCUGCUGCUGGUGGCACUGAUGACCGCAGAUUUCGUGCACUUCUGCCGCGGUCGGGGCCGGAGCUGGAGCAGAGACCGCAGCCGCCGCCUCACUCCCUUUCGAUCCUCGGCUGCACGCCCCCUGCAGGUCCCAGCUGGGAAGGACUAGGCGCGCCCACAGGGCUCUCCUGCGCCUGCGCACCACGGCCGAGCGCCCGGCCCCGGCCCUUCCGGACGCUCGCUCUCUCCUUGGCUCCGCCCCUUCUCUGACACACCUCUGACGCACUGCUGAGGCGGGGCAGCCCUCGCAUCUUCCCCAGCCCAGGGCCACACUGUACCUGAGACUGCGCCUGCGCGGGUCCUGGAGCUCAACUUCACUAUGACUGUGAGUGGUCCAGGGACCCCUGAGCCCCGAUCUGCGGUUCCCGGAGCCAGUUCAGUGGAGCAGCUUCGGAAGGAGGGCAACGAGCUGUUCAAAUGCGGAGAUUACGAGAGCGCCCUCACCGCCUACACCCAGGCCCUAGGUAUGGGCGCAACGCCCCAGGACCAGGCCAUUCUGCACCGGAACCGGGCUGCUUGCCACCUCAAGCUGGAAGAUUAUGAUAAAGCAGAAACGGAGGCAUCUAAAGCCAUUGAAAAGGACGGCGGGGAUGUCAAAGCACUUUACCGACGAAGCCAAGCCCUAGAAAAACUCGGCCGCCUGGACCAGGCUGUCCUUGACCUGCAGAGAUGUGUGAGCCUAGAACCCAAGAACAAAGUUUUCCAGGAUGCCCUGCGGAACAUUGGGGGCCGGAUUCAGGAGAAGGUACGAUACAUGUCCUCGACAGAUGCCAAAGUGGAACAGAUGUUUCAGAUACUGUUGGACCCUGAAGAGAAAGGCACUGAGAAGAAGCAAAAGGCUUCUCAGAACCUGGUGGUGUUGGCCCGGGAGGAUGCUGGAGCGGAGAAGAUCUUCCGGAGCAAUGGGGUUCAGCUUUUGCAACGCCUGCUGGAUACAGGAGAGACUGACCUCAUGUUGGCAGCCCUGCGCACCCUGGUUGGCAUCUGCUCUGAGCACCAAUCACGGACAGUGGCAACCUUGAGUGUACUGGGCACUCGACGAGUAGUCUCCUUUCUGGGUGUGGAAAACCAGGCUGUGUCGCUGGCUGCUUGCCACCUGCUGCAGGUUAUAUUUGAUGCCCUGAGGGAAGGGGUCAAGAAAGGCUUCCGUGGCAAAGAAGGUGCCAUCAUCGUGGAUCCUGCCCGGGAGCUGAAGGUGCUCAUCAGUAACCUUUUAGAGCUACUGACUGAGGUGGGAGUCUCUGGCCAAGGCAGAGACAAUGCCCUGACCCUCCUGAUUAAAAUGGUACCCCGGAAAUCUCCAAAGGACCCCAAUAACAGCCUCACACUCUGGGUCAUUGACCAAGGUCUGAAAAAGAUUCUGGAGGUGGGAGGCUCACUGCAGAACUCUCCUGGGGAGCUUGCAGUGACAGCAAACAGUCGCAUGAGUGCCUCCAUUCUCCUCAACAAGCUCUUUGAGGACCUGAAGUGUGAUGCUGAGAGGGAGAAUUUCCACCGACUCUGUGAGAACUACAUCAGGAGCUGGUUUGAGGGCCAAGGGCUGGCCGGAAAGCUACGGGCCAUCCAGACGGUGUCCUGCCUUCUGCAGGGUCCAUGUGAUGCUGGAAAUCGUGCCUUGGAACUGAGCGGUGUCAUGGAGAGUGUGAUUGCUCUGUGUGCCUCUGAGCAGGAGGAAGAGCAGCUGGUGGCCAUAGAAGCUCUGAUCCAUGCAGCUGGGAAGGCCAAGCGGGCCUCAUUCAUCACUGCCAAUGGUGUCUCGCUGCUCAAAGACCUGUACAAGCGCAGUGAGAGAGACAGCAUCCGCAUCCGGGCACUGGUGGGACUCUGUAAGCUUGGCUCAGCUGGAGGGACUGACUUUAGCAUGAAGCAGUUUGCUGAAGGCUCUACUCUGAAACUGGCCAAGCAGUGCCGGAAGUGGCUGUGCAAUGACCAGAUUGACGCAAGUACUCGGCGCUGGGCAGUGGAGGGCCUGGCUUACCUCACCUUCGAUGCUGAUGUGAAGGAAGAGUUUGUGGAGGAUGAGGCUGCUCUGAAAGCUCUGUUCCAGCUCAGCAAGUCGGAGGAGAGAUCAGUGCUCUUUGCAGUGGCCUCCGCCCUGGUCAACUGCACCAACAGCUAUGACUAUGAGGAGCCUGACCCUAAGAUGGUGGAGCUGGCCAAGUAUGCCAAGCAGCACGUUCCUGAGCAGCACCCUAAGGACAAACCAAGCUUUGUGAGAGCUCGUGUGAAGAAGCUGCUGGCAGCAGGUGUGGUGUCAGCCAUGACAUGCAUGGUAAAGACGGAGAACCCCGUGCUAACAAACUCCUGUCGGGAGCUGCUGUCCAGGGUCUUCCUGGCUUUGGUGGAAGAGGUGGAGGAUCGAGGCACUGUGGUUGCUCAGGGAGGGGGCAAGGCUUUGCUCCCACUGGCCCUGGAAGGCACUGAUGUUGGGCAGACAAAGGCAGCCCAGGCUCUUGCCAAGCUCACCAUUACCUCCAACCCAGAGAUGACCUUUCCUGGUGAGCGGAUCUAUGAAGUGGUCCGGCCCCUUGUCUCUCUGUUGCACCUCAACUGCUCAGGACUGCAGAACUUCGAGGCACUCAUGGCCCUAACAAACCUGGCAGGGAUCAGUGAGAGACUCAGACAGAAGAUCCUGAAGGAGAAGGCUGUGCCCAUGAUUGAGGGCUACAUGUUUGAAGAGCAUGAGAUGAUUCGCCGGGCAGCCACAGAAUGCAUGUGUAAUCUGGCCAUGAGCAAAGAGGUGCAGGAUCUCUUUGAAGCCGAGGGCAAUGACCGGCUGAAGCUGCUGGUGCUGUAUAGUGGAGAGGAUGAUGAGCUAUUGCAGCGGGCUGCUGCUGGGGGCCUGGCUAUGCUCACCUCCAUGCGUCCCUCUCUCUGCAGCCGAAUCCCACAAGUGACCACACACUGGUUGGAGAUCCUGCAGGCCCUACUUCUGAGCUCCAACCAGGAGCUACAGCACCGGGGUACUGUGGUGGUGUUUAACAUGGUGGAGGCCUCGAAGGAGAUUGCCAGCACUCUGAUGGAGAGUGAGGUGCUGGAGAUCCUGUCAGUGUUGGCUAAGGGCGAGGAAAGCCCAGUCACAAGGGCUGCUGCAGCCUGCUUGGGGAAAGCAGUGGAAUAUGGGCUCAUCCAACCCAACCAGGAUGGAGAGUGAGGGUUGGCACUGGGCCCAACACUCCUGCAUAUGCCACUUACUGCAGCACUGAGCGAACAGAAGCAGCUUCAGCCAGUGAGGCUGGGGUGCUGAAAACUUACCUCUCCUCCCCAGCUGCAUGUUUGUGUCCUCCAUUCUGAGUUAGGGACCACAUUCAGUCACACAGCCCUGCUGCACCAGCACUGCCUCCAGCCUUACUCUGAAAGGUCCUAUUUCUGUACUGUAGAGAGCUGGGAAUGGGGAAGGUGCAUCCCAAUUCAAGCCUGUGGAUUCUGGACAUCAAGGAGAGCAUAGCAGCCUCAGCAGCUGUGAGCACCAACACCUGCAAGCAGGAUCAUCCUAAUAAAGUGUGUGGACCUCAA
Nannospalax galili (Upper Galilee mountains blind mole rat) is the source of this 3584-nucleotide messenger RNA. It is a transcript of the gene Unc45a, whose product is annotated as unc-45 myosin chaperone A. The transcript has 20 exons. Bases 388 to 3222 code for a protein of 944 amino acids. The record is from RefSeq and is a predicted model, not a curated record. Gene Ontology annotation, molecular function: Hsp90 protein binding. NCBI's taxonomy places the organism in Eukaryota, Metazoa, Chordata, Mammalia, Rodentia, Spalacidae.